Toxotes jaculatrix (banded archerfish) is the source of this 2119-nucleotide messenger RNA. RefSeq names its product GTP binding protein 6 (putative) (gene gtpbp6). The transcript is spliced from 10 exons. Gene Ontology annotation, molecular function: ribosome binding; GTP binding. Gene Ontology annotation, cellular component: cytoplasm. Bases 359 to 1975 code for a protein of 538 amino acids. The record is from RefSeq and is a predicted model, not a curated record. NCBI's taxonomy places the organism in Eukaryota, Metazoa, Chordata, Actinopteri, Toxotidae.
GACUUAUGGCCUUUUAAGUUUUGGUUUGGUGCGGAGCCAGGGAGGAAACGCUGCCUAGAAGUCCUGUGUCGGGACAAAACAAGAGCUACGACACGACCCGCAGCUGAAAACACGGCAGCACAUGAGCUGAAGCACAACAAACCGUUCUGUCUGCGUGGAUAUCGAUUAUUAGAUAUUUGUAUCAACGGGGGAAAAUAAUUUAGACAGUGCAUAAACGAUUGUCACUGCUACAGCAGGUGGCAGUGUGAGACCCUUCAUUAAGAAAGUUCUGAAGGGCGACCUGCUGCCUGUCGUUUAGCAUGUGAGUGUGAGGUUUGACUGCAGCCCUGAUGGUACCAGUGAGACAGACCGAGACAACAUGACAACACUGAGGAGGAUUUAUUCAUGGUCCCCGCUCCUGCAGCGGCCCUGCGCACUCAGCGGUCAGAGAGCAGCAGCCGCCGCCUGCAGCCUCCUCCACACGCCUCACCAUGCUGCUGCAGCCCGCACCAUUCAGCCUCAGCGGCUGAGAGCUGCGCCCAGCCUGCAGCACAGAGCGUUUGCUCUUUCUUCAUGCAGGUUAAAGAGGACAGACUCCUUCAGCAGCGGGCAGGAGACAGGGUUUACAGAGGAGGAGGAGGAGGGUGGAGACCUCAUUGAGGACAGUGAGGUGGAGGAGCUCUUCCUGCAGCAGGUUCCUGCAGGCAUCGCAGGGGAGGAACAGCACAGGGUCUUCAUCGUUCAGCCUGAUGUGAAGUGGGGGAGCAGGAAGCAGCAUCUGACCACCGCCGAGCUGAUGAUGGCCGAGGCCGUGGGGCUCGUGAACACGUUAGACAACUGGAGAGUGGUGGACAAGAUCAUCCUGUCCACCAAGACACCAGAGAAGAAGAGGAUAUUCGGCAAAGGCAACUUCCAGUCUCUUACAGAGAAAAUCAGACAAACAGCAGGAAUCACUGCAGUGUUUGUGAAUGUUGAGCGUCUGUCUCCUUUGUCCGAGAGGGAGUUUGAGGGAGCCUGGGGGCUUAAAGUUUUUGACAGAUACUCCAUAGUCCUUCACAUCUUCCGCUGCAACGCCAGAACCAAAGAGGCCAAGCUACAGAUCUCUCUGGCUGAGAUUCCCUUGUUAAGAUCUCGUUUGAAAAAUGAAAUCACAAACAUGGAUCAGCAAGGCGGAGGAUCGAGAUACAUCGGAGGUUCAGGUGAGACACUGUUCGAGGUCCAGCAGAGGCUGUUGAAGGAGCGUGAGCUGAAGAUUCGCUCAGUGCUGGAAAAGCUGCGGAAGAAGAGGCACCUGCUGCAAUCUCAGCGUAAACACAAAGAGUUCCCCGUCGUCUCUGUGCUGGGAUACACAAACUGUGGAAAAACGACUCUGAUCAAAGCACUGACUGGUGACAGCGCUCUCCAGCCCAGAAACCAGCUUUUCGCCACCCUGGAUGUCACUGUCCAUGCCGGCCAGUUGCCCAGUCGCAUGGCUGUUCUGUACGUGGACACCAUCGGCUUCCUGUCCCAGCUGCCCCACCAGCUCAUCGACUCCUUCUCUGCCACGCUGGAAGAUAUUAAACACUCUGAUCUGCUGAUCCACGUCAGAGACAUCAGUCAUCCAGAGACGGCGAAUCAGAAGGUGAACGUACUGAACGUCCUCAAGAACCUGGAAAUCCCUGACAGGCUGAUGAGCUCCAUGAUAGAAGUCCACAAUAAAACCGACCUCGUUGACAACUAUCAGCCUGCAGAGCCCGACGCACUGAGCAUAUCUGCCCUGGAAGAGCGAGGCCUGGAUGAGCUGAAGAAAGUAGUGGAAGCAGAGAUUGUGAACUCAACUGGAAAACACAUUUUAGAUCUGAAAGUUAACCUCAGCACUCCUCAGUUAAGUUGGCUGUACAAAGAGGCCACUGUUCAGGACGUGCAGGUGAAUGCAGAUGACGGCUCGGCUGUCGUCAAGGUCAUCAUCAGCGCGGCUGCUUACGGACGCUACAAGAAACUGUUCGCAGAGAGAUAGCAAAGUAGGGAGGAGAGCGAUCCCUCCUUCUUCAGGACUGCAGCUCCAAAUAAAUUACUGGUCCAUGAGGAUCAGGAAACUGCAAACUGCACCAAAAAGGUCUUUAAAAAACUGUAUUUAUUGUACAGUAUAUUAAAAUACUUG